AUGAAUCCAAUAGAGACGAGGGAAAAUUGGGAAGAGAACCUUAUCAGGACCUUCACGAGAAUUAUGGAUCACCAUGAAGACUUUGAUGACAUAUCUUCUGCUUUGCUUGAUAUUCAAAUUGGUGAUUAUUUUGCUGAGUUGUUACAUAAACUAAAGUCUAAACUUGUCGAUAUGGAUCUUAUUCAAACCAUUGAGGAAAACCCAAGCACUCUAUUUGAGAUCCAUGGGCUGCUAUUAAAGCUACAAAAACUGAAUGCAUCAGAUUCUACUGCUAUUUUUGUCUUAGAUUUUGCACCUUUUCUUGAACAAGUUGUCCAAGUUGUUAAUCUUAAGAAAUAUUAUGCUGGUCAAAUUGAAAGAAAAAUUAAGAUCUUGCUCCACCAACAUGGCUUGGUUUCUAAGUCUCAGAGUCAAGUUUCUUAA
Molecule: messenger RNA, 423 nt
Organism: Vicia faba (fava bean)
Lineage: Eukaryota; Viridiplantae; Streptophyta; Magnoliopsida; Fabales; Fabaceae
Source: the annotation of a GenBank genome assembly